Molecule: messenger RNA, 576 nt
Organism: Talaromyces amestolkiae
Lineage: Eukaryota; Fungi; Ascomycota; Eurotiomycetes; Eurotiales; Trichocomaceae
Exons: 1
Coding region: 1-576 (191 amino acids)
Source: RefSeq, a predicted model, not a curated record
AUGCCCGGCCUGUCUGACGCGCCGUCAGGUCUGACCAGACAAUGCAGCCAUUCCAACGACAUCUCUGCGCUGAGUCCGUCCUCGGCGCCAUCAACCCACAGAGCCUUCUCAUUUGUUCGCUCGUCGUCAUUCUCCUUCAGCAAAUCGCGUUCUUUCACCGAGCCACCUCCAAUUCCUGAAAGCGACAAGGAACCGAUUUUCGACGAAAUCCGCGACUGCGACGAAGCGCCGUACCCCAUACCACCACAGAUGAGAAAGAUGUCCGCGCCAGGUCCGAUUGAUAUCAAGAAACACAAGGCGGAAUACAAGAGCCUUAACGGGAACAAUCACAAUCGGUCAACCUCGAAAACAUUGUCGGCCUCUGUCCCAGCAGAGUUGCCAAGAACGCCCUGUAGCGCAGUGCCCAUGCCAGUGCCACCACACAAGCACAAAUGGCUCAACAAAAUCGAUCCACGCUUCAAUGCCAAGCUGAUGGAAGAAAAACAAAAGACCAUCGAGCGACAGGAACGGGAGCGCAAGAAGAAGAAAGAGGACGACGAGAUGAUUGGAGAGUUGCUACACGGUUGGGCCAAGUAG